AUGCCUCAUUUUUUACUGUCACAGACUGCCAUCCUCUGUCUUUUCUUUUUUGCUUGCAGUCUAGCUGUGGAGAUGAAGAGGUUCACAGCCAGUCCCACAAAUUCUCCCCUCCAAACUCUGCUGGUAAAAAGUAAUUCAGUUUACGCGGGAGGAAGAAACGCCCUAUUUCAACUGAGCACAGACCUGGAAAAAAUAUCAGAAGUGGACAAGAGUCCCACAGAGAAUUGUGAAAACGAAGCCGGUUGUUUCAAUGAUAUAAAAAUUGUCCAGUACAAUGAAAGGAAAGAUUUACUGCUGGUCUGUGGGACAGCUAGUUUUGGUUCUUGCAGUCUGCAUUCACUUAAAAACAUGUCAGUGUUUCGUGAUGUAGGUGGAGCAAACACUGGUCCAUAUGUUGGCAGUAAAAAAUCUUCAAAAGUUGUCCUGACAACGAAAGAUGAGAGUAGCACUUUAGACUUAAUUUUUGUUUUUCAUGAGUAUGAUGGUAGGGACUUUAACAAUUCACCCGUUGCUGUCUCUAUAAGAAAGCUAGAAUCUGCAAAUGCUGACCCAGUGUUAAAUUAUGCAUUAUACGACCCAGUUUUGCAUCAAAUCUCAUGGUUAGAUAUCAAUCGGACAAUAAAAAAUAAUUAUUAUAUGUCUUUUAUAUACACAUUCAAAUUUGAAGGUUUUAUAUAUUUUGUGAUGAACCAACAGAAGAGUUUGAAAUAUGAAAAUGAGGUCCGUGUUAGAAUUGGACGAAUUUGUUCUCAGUUGGACAUUAAACUAGAGUCUUAUGUUGAAUUGGAACUCUCCUGUCUUGAGGGUGAUUUAGAAUUUAACAAAGCUACAGAUGCAGUGUUUUUUGAAAACACCUUGUACAUUUCAACUGUCCGACUUCAGCCAUCCAACCGUGAUGACAUUGAUUUCAGCAAAGGGUCCGCCAUAUGUGAAUUCCCUAUAGCAAAGAUUAACGAUGGCUUCAGGCAAGGUAUACUGCUUUGUUAUAGUGGUUCCAAAGGUUCUCAACUAGAAUGGCCCAAGGGUGAGGAAUUAGCAUGUGUUCAAGAUGGUAUUAGUUACAGUAAACUGAUUGCUGCAACUCAUCAAGAUUGUAGUCCUUCAUAUAAAAGCAAUCUUGGAGUAAGGGCAAGCACUCCCACCAAGAGUACACCUCCUAUAAUCAAACUGUCAACAAUAGUGACAUCCAUAAAACCUUACUAUGUUGCGGCAGACACAACUAAGAUGGUGUUCCUGGUUGGAGAUACAAAUGGAACUAUUAGAAAGAUCAGAAAAUAUGACAACCAAUAUAAAGAAUUUUUAAAAGUCAACCUUGGUCCAAAUCCUAUUAGUAGCAUAGAAGCAGAGUCGGAACAAAACAACAAUAUGUUCAUUCUUACUGGUGAUUCAGUAGUGAAAUUUCCUGCGUCCUCCUGUGGUCUUUACUUAGACUGUGAGGCUUGUAUAACCAGCAGGGAUCCACUGGGGUGUGGGUGGUGUGGGGACUCCUGCACUAACCAGUCUGAGUGUGCAGAGAAAGGCGAGUCUUGGAAAGCCACUGAGAAUUUGUCAUGCCCACCAAUCAUUUACUCUAUCAGCCCAAAAUCUGGCCCAACAAAGGGCGGAACAAAAUUAACAAUCACCGGUAAACUUUUCGGGAAUGAAAAAGCUGAAAAAAAAGGGACCAUAGGAAAAUUUGAGUGUGACAUCAAUGCAAUUGAGUCAAACUCUACUGUGGUGUACUGCAUUACUAGAUCAUCCGAUACUGAAUUCUACAAUGUUGUUAACAUUUAUGUACAUGAUUUGACCACCCCACUAGAACGCCCAUUUCAUAUCUACGGAGCGAAUAACUCUAAUGAUUUGUUCUUUUAUAAGGUUCCCACUGUUUCUACCUUUUCACCACAAAGAGGUCCACAGAGGGGAGGUACAAAAAUAACCAUUUUUGGACAGAAUUUGGAUAUUGGUUCAAGUAUCAAUGUGACUAUUGCCAAUAAACCUGCCUGCAUUGUUGACACAGACAGAACGUCUCCAAAUGAGUUAUACUGCACCACCAGAAAGUGGUCAGAAUCUCUUGGUAAAAGACGCCGUCGCUAUGCCAACAGGGCUAAGGAAUAUGGUUCACUGCAAGUGAAUAUUGACAAUGAAAAGUUGACUGCACAGAGUAACGGAGAAGACAUUAAUUUCUUCUACAUGCCUGAUCCACAAAUAACAUUAAUCAGCCCUAAAAAGUCAAUACUGAGUGGAGGAAUUCCAAUAACAGUCACUGGCAAUAACUUAGAUGCUUCUGUUGCACCAGUUAUGGGUGCAACUUCUAAUAAUCAAGAAUUUGAUUCCACCACAACAUGCAAGGUUGAUAGUGGUGGAACUACAAUGAUCUGUCCUUCGAUAAAUAUUCCGAAACCAGAAAAUGUUCAAGCCUAUUUUUUGUUUGAUGGAAAUAAAGUGGAGUUGCAGUCAUUUAUAUCGGACAUACAUUAUUAUCCAGAUCCAGUUAUUCUAAAAUUCAAAAAAACUGUCAUACAAAGUGAAGUGGAUAAAGAAAUUAUUUUUUUGGGCAAGGACCUGUUGUCAGUCAACAAAAGAGACAUAAUUGUGACAAUUGGAGGCAAAUUGUGUAAUGUGACAUAUAUUGAUGCAAGUGAAUUUAAAUGCAAGCCAAAUGUGUCUGGAUUAAAAGUUGAUGGCGGACCAAAGUAUGCUGUUCAGAUUAAAAUAGGAAACUUGGCCUUCAACACAACAGAGAUUGGUCUCAUUGAAUACCUACAAGCAGCGGCAACUGCUAUCUCAGGUGGCAUCAUUGCACUCAUCAUCAUCCUCAAUCUUCUUUUUAUGGCUGUUAUUAUACUGCUUAUAGUCAUGAGGCGCCAACGGUGUGGAUUCUUCAAACCACCAAAGUAUACAGUCAACAAUCAAGUCCAGUUCACCCAAGAGAAUACACCAUUGAGGGCGGAGUCAUUUCACACAAAUAAUCAGUACAGUGAUGGUGGUGCAGUGAGUGUAGGAGCUGAAGCCCACGCCCACAUUGAUGAAGAGACCCUGAGGUUAAUUGAAUCAGAACAUCUUCUAGUGGACAGGGAUUGUCUAGUCCUGGCUGAUGAAAUAGGAAAAGGCAAUUUUGGAUGUGUGAAAAGAGGAUUUUUAACCUUACCUGAGCAGAAAGGAGACAUACUAGUAGCUGUGAAAACUUUACAUGACAACAACCCAAGAGAUAUAGAGCUGCAAGGUUUCCUCCAGGAGGCCCUCAGGAUGAAAGACUUCAACCACCCGAAUGUGUUGGCUCUGAUUGGAGUCUGUCUAGACCUGGAUGAGAUGCCUCUUGUGGUCCUGCCCUUUAUGAAACAUGGAGAUUUACUUACAUACAUACGAGAUGAGAAAAAUCUACCUACUAUAAAAGAUUUAAUUAUGUUUGGCAUUGACAUUGCCAAAGGCAUGGAUUAUCUGUCCAGUCUCAAGUUUGUACACAGGGAUUUAGCAGCUAGAAACUGCAUGUUGGAUGAAGAGUUCCAUGUCCGAGUGGCAGAUUUUGGUCUAGCCAGGGACAUCUAUGAGAAAGAAUAUUACAGCUCUGCCAACAAGAAGGCUAAGCUUCCAGUGAAAUGGAUGGCCAUUGAAAGCUUGGAGAAGGGGACAUACAGCCCAAAAUCAGAUGUGUGGUCAUAUGGUGUUGUCUUGUGGGAACUGAUGACUAGAGGUCUCAUGCCCUAUCCUGAAGUGGACAACUGGGAUAUAAUCAGAUACCUAAAGGCUGGGAGACGCAUGCCUCAUCCAAACUACUGCCCUGACCAGCUAUAUGAAAUCAUGCAAAACUGCUGGGCCGAGAACCCAUCUGACAGACCAACCUUUGCCGAGCUGGUUGACGACAUCACGGACAUGGUGAAGCAGAUUGAGAUGAAGACAGGCAUGAUGAAGCGCAACAUUGAAUCCACAUACGUCAAUGUGGCAGAGUGCAGCCAUUACCACUACAGGGAUGCUGUGGAUGGGAUGGGGAACGCCAGGUCCAAGAAAGACCCCUCAAACAACAAUCACAAAGUUGAGGAAGAGGAUGAUGUUUUUGAUGAUCAGCAAGUGACAGAGCACACAUCAUUAAAAGUUUAACCCCUUGCUUGUGUGUUAACAUGAAAGUGUAUUCAGUUGGUACACAGACUACUUUUAAAUAUUGUAUAUACAAAUGUUGUAAAAACAUUUAAGUUAGGCUAGCAUAUUUAAAUAUAUAUUUUUUAUGUAAGUCCCAUUUACCUCACUACAACAAAAUUGUAUUUACAGUAUUUUCUUUGUAAUAUUUUUUUUUCUUUUUUUAAUGAGUUGUAUUACAGAUUCAGUAUAUAUAAAUAUUA
Physella acuta is the source of this 4313-nucleotide messenger RNA. Its product is annotated as hepatocyte growth factor receptor. Gene Ontology annotation, molecular function: protein binding; ATP binding; transmembrane receptor protein tyrosine kinase activity. The record is from RefSeq and is a predicted model, not a curated record. NCBI's taxonomy places the organism in Eukaryota, Metazoa, Mollusca, Gastropoda, Physidae. Gene Ontology annotation, biological process: positive regulation of kinase activity; protein phosphorylation; cell migration. Gene Ontology annotation, cellular component: plasma membrane; signaling receptor complex.